AUGGUUAGUCAGUUGAUUGAUAAUAGGCAACUUCAGUUGGUUUUGUUUUGGCUGGAAAAUGAUGCAGCAUGGUUAAGUCAGUUAAUUGAUAAUAGGCAACCUCAGUUGAUUCUGUUUUGGCUGGAAAAUGAUGCAGCAUGGUUAAAUUCAAAUUUCAGUAACUGGAAUUGUGGAACUGGUUCAGUUUUAGAUUACUGGAAUUGUGAGUUUCUGCUUCAGGUUUCUUUUCUCUGCAAUUCAACUUUCGCAACUGCAAUAGAUAUCAUUGAUCAUAAUGGUGAAACUUCUGACGCUGAAAUGAUGGUUGACACAAAGCAAGGACUUGCAUUUCAUGGUUAUGAUGAAUCCCAUGAUUCAAGCAACCAAGGGAAUUUUCUCAAGCUUCUACAAUUUCUUGCUAAUCAUAAUGAAGAUUACAAUGUUGUUGCUUUCAAGAAUGCUCUUGAUAAUCUCAAGUUGACAUCACCUGAGAUUCAAAAAGACAUUGUAAGUGUUGCUUCAAAUGAAACUGUAAGUGCUAUCAUUAGAGAUUUAGGAGAUUCAUUAUUCGCUAUAAUGAUUGAUGAAUCUCGUGAUAUCUUUAGGAAGAAACAAAUGGCUAUUAUCUUAUGUUAUGUUAACAACAAUAGACUUGUUGUGGAGCGUUUUCUAGGUGUUGAACACGUUACUAUUAGCUUUGUGGCUUUGGCAAAGAACCAUGAUGAUGUUAAUGAUCUUUUUAAUGUCGUGGCAAUUGUGGUUAAUAUUGUCGGUGCUUCAUCAAAGUGUUGCGAUCUUCUUAGAGAUAAACAAGCUUGUAAAGUUAUUGAAACUCUUUCUAAUGGUGAACUUUCAAGUGGAAAAUGUCUCAAUCAAGAGACUAAUCUGCAACGUGCCAAUGAUAAGCAUUGGGGCUUGCAUUAUGGUAUGUUAAUGAGCAUAAUCUUGAUGUUUUCAUCGAUUAUUGAUGUUCUUGAAAUUGUGGCGAAAGAUGGGUCAAACUCUGAGCAAAGAUUUCAUGCAAAAAACAUAUUUAAAUUGAUGCAAUCAUUUUACUUUGUGUUUAGUCUAUUUUUUAUGAAAGAUAUACUUGGCUUUACAAAUGAACUUUCUCAAGUACUACAAAGAGAAGAUCAAGUUAUUGUAAAUGCUAUGAAUUUGGUUGAAGCAUGUAAGCAAGCUUUACAAUUGAUGAGGGAUAAUGGAUGGGAGACUUUAUUAAGCAAAGUUUAUUCUUUUUGUGCCGAUCAUGACAUUGAUGUUCCUAAUAUGGAUGACAAGUUUUUUAUUCAAGGGCGAUCACAACGUAAGGCUCAAGCUAUCACAAAUGUGCAUUAUUACUGCAUUAAAUUAUUUUAUAAUGUCCUAGAUAUGCAGCUUCAAGAGUUGAAUAAUCGUUUCAAUAAGAAAUUGAUACGCCUUGCCGAACUUUAUCCUGAUGAGUUUUCUAACUUAGAACUCAUGGCACUUGAUUCUCAACUUCAUGUUUACAUUUUAGAUAUACACUCUAAUGUCAAAUUUAUGGGAUUGAAAGGAAUUGGAGAUCUGACAAAAAUGAUGGUUGAAACUAAGAAGGACAGAGUGUUUCCAUUAGUUUAUUUGUUGAUGAAAUUAGCAUUGAUUCUACCCGUUGUCACUGCUAGUAUAGAGAGAUGCGAUGAAGUAUCUAAGAUGGGGAAGACUUCUACACCAAUUGAGUUCCAGGUUUAA
Molecule: messenger RNA, 1689 nt
Organism: Pistacia vera
Lineage: Eukaryota; Viridiplantae; Streptophyta; Magnoliopsida; Sapindales; Anacardiaceae
Exons: 7
Coding region: 1-1689 (562 amino acids)
Source: RefSeq, a predicted model, not a curated record